UUUCCAGUUUUGGUCGGUGACGAAGGAUGAUCCGUACUCUGACCUCUCGUUCGAAUGUCAUUCGCCGCGCGUCGGUGCGCUCGUUCUCGGCUGCCCCUGAACGCGUCCCAUUGUUCAUCAACGGUGAAUUCGUGCAAUCGAAGACCAACAAAUGGAUUGACCUCCGCAACCCGGCGACCAAUGAAGUGAUCUACCAAGUCCCCCAAGCCACGCAUGAAGAAAUGCGCUUGGCGACUGAAUCGGCUGCUGAAGCAUUCAAGACGUGGAAGGAAGUUCCGGUGCAGCAUCGUCAACGCAUCAUGUUGAAGUUGCAAGCGCUUAUCCGCGACCACACCGAAGAAUUAGCUCAAUCCAUCACGUUGGAACAAGGCAAAACCUUACCCGACGCCCGUGGCGACGUGUUCCGCGGUUUGGAAAUCGUGGAGUCUACUUGCAAUUUGGGCAACCACCUCAUGGGUGAAACCUUGGGCAACUUGGCGAGCUCCCUCGACACCUACUCGUACAAGCAGCCUUUGGGGGUGUGCGCCGGUAUCUGCCCUUUCAACUUCCCUGCCAUGAUUCCUCUGUGGAUGUUUCCCGUGGGCAUCACGUGCGGUAACACGUACGUGCUGAAGCCAUCCGAGAAGGACCCUGGUGCUUCUAUGAUCCUCGCUCGUUUGGCCAAGGAAGCUGGGGUACCUGACGGUGUCUUGAACAUUAUCCAUGGCGCCCACGAUGCUGUGAACUUCAUCUGCGACGCCCCCGAAGUCCGUGCCAUCUCGUUCGUCGGUGGCAACAACGCCGGUGAAUACAUCCACGCUCGCGGUACGGCAAAUGGCAAGCGCGUGCAAGCAAACUUGGGCGCCAAGAACCAUGCCGUGAUUAUGCCCGACGCGGACAAGGAACAGACGGUGAACGCUUUGGCGGGUGCUGCCUUUGGAGCUGCUGGCCAACGCUGCAUGGCGUUGUCUGUAGUCGUCUUUGUUGGUGAGUCCAAGGAAUGGAUUCAUGACAUUGUGGCCAAGGCCAAGACUUUCACCGUGAACGGCGGAUUGGAACCCAACACGGAUGUUGGUCCUUUGAUUACCCCAGAAUCGAAGAAGCGCGUGGAAGACUUGAUCCAAGCCGGCAUUGACCAUGGCGCCGAACUCCUCUUGGACGGCCGUGGUGUCAAGGUGCCGAAGUACCCCAACGGUAACUUUGUCGGUCCCACCAUCUUGAACAACGUGAAUGCGACCAACCCCGCAUACACCGAAGAACUCUUUGGCCCCGUACUCGUCUGCACCAGCGUUGACUCGCUCGACGAGGCGUUGAAGGUGAUCAACACGAACCCGUACGGCAACGGCACGUCCAUCUUUACCCAGAGCGGCGCUGCCGCUCGCAAGUUCCAGCAUGAAGUGGACGCUGGUCAAGUCGGCAUCAACGUGCCCAUCCCUGUGCCGCUCCCAUUCUUUUCGUUCACAGGCUCCCGCCACUCGAUCCGCGGGGACAUCCACUUUUACGGCAAGCAAGGUGUCAACUUCUUCACGCAAACUAAGACGAUCACGGCCCAAUGGGAAUUCGGCAGCAAGACGCAGUACGGCACCGUCAUGCCGACGUUGGGCACGAAGAAGAAGUAAGUGCGGCGCAAGAGCUCCGCCUGCUCAUAUAGCGUAUAUAGACCAUAAUCCAGUGCAACCUCCUUGCACUGUUAUGAAGGCAACAAAUCUUGUUCUGGUCCGUGCCAUUGAACGUAUCCAC
Messenger RNA from Aphanomyces invadans, 1719 nucleotides. Its product is annotated as methylmalonate-semialdehyde dehydrogenase (acylating). The transcript is spliced from 4 exons. Lineage: Eukaryota; Oomycota; Saprolegniomycetes; Saprolegniales; Verrucalvaceae. Gene Ontology annotation, cellular component: mitochondrion. Gene Ontology annotation, molecular function: methylmalonate-semialdehyde dehydrogenase (acylating, NAD+) activity; malonate-semialdehyde dehydrogenase (acetylating, [NAD(P)+]) activity. The record is from RefSeq and is a predicted model, not a curated record. Bases 27 to 1598 code for a protein of 523 amino acids. Gene Ontology annotation, biological process: L-valine catabolic process; thymine catabolic process.